This is a messenger RNA of Rotaria sordida, 165 nucleotides long. Lineage: Eukaryota; Metazoa; Rotifera; Eurotatoria; Philodinida; Philodinidae. The record is from the annotation of a GenBank genome assembly.
AUGACAAAAAGUGCACUUGUUCAAAAUACAGCCAAUUCAUCAUUGUGGUCAUUGACGAUAACAUGGCAACCAACAGCAACUCAAGUCGGUAUACAAGUCUUUUGUGCUGUUGCAUCAGAUAGGUUAAUCGAUGAGACAUCUAGUAUUAAAAUCACAUUUCAAUAU